This is a messenger RNA of Penicillium atrosanguineum, 1932 nucleotides long. RefSeq names its product fungal specific transcription factor domain-containing protein. Gene Ontology annotation, molecular function: zinc ion binding; DNA binding. The record is from RefSeq and is a predicted model, not a curated record. NCBI's taxonomy places the organism in Eukaryota, Fungi, Ascomycota, Eurotiomycetes, Eurotiales, Aspergillaceae. Bases 1 to 1932 code for a protein of 643 amino acids. Gene Ontology annotation, biological process: DNA-templated transcription. The transcript has 3 exons.
AUGAUAUGCACGUAUCCGAGUGACAGGCGCGAGGCUAAGAAGACGCCCAGUUUGCAGGACAUCUCUGAUCGUCUGCAACGACUCGAGUCUCUCCUACUCGAGCAGAGAAACAGAGAACCAUCAACGUCAGAAAGCUUACAGGCGAAGGUGCCUGACACGGAGACCCCUGGCAUGUCAAAUCUUCCUAAAUCACUCUCUACCAUUAAAGCACCGUCAAGGCCAUGGGAAAUUCUAUUGAAAGACGGAGAGAGAGUUCAUUAUGUUGAUAAUGCCAAUUUAUUGGAUCUUUUCCAAGAUGAAGAGCGCUUGAGACCUCCUGAUCGCCAAUCCUCUUGCGUAAAAGCCAGCGCAUCCAGAACCAGAGACCUCAACUUAUCAACUGGGAUAUCCCAAGUGCAUGGCCAACACGAGAAUCCAAAUCACCUGUACCCAGACCCUCAGCUAGCACUGCGCUUAUGGAAGACAUACAUCGAGAAUGUAGACCCCGUGGUCAAAGUUCUGCACAUUCCGACGACUCAGUCUUCCAUGAUAGCUUUGAUAGCCGAUCCGUCUCAAACCGUGUCGUCAUUUUCUGCAUUGGCAUUUGCGGUCUACUUUGCUGCGACGACAAGCCUGACCGAAGAUGAAAUAUCGAGUAUAUCUCCAGAAAAUCGGUCGACGCUGUUGGAGAGGUUCAAAAAUGGACUGAAUCAGAUAAUCAUUGAACUAAACCUGUUCAAUGAACCCGAUGUUACGACCAUCGAGGCCAUUGCCAUAUUUGCAACAUGCCUACGAGUCCACGACCCCAGCCGUGGUGUUUGGAUCCUCAUUGGCACUGCAAUACGAUUAGCACAAUCCAUCGGAAUCCACCGCUACGGAGCCGCACUGGCAUUAAGUCCAUUCGAGACCGAGCGACGCCUCAGACUCUGGUGGCACCUUAACAUGCUCGAUUCAAGAGCACCUGAAGACCACGGAUUCGCCUAUAGCUUCGAUUCAGUCAACCAGGGCCUUCGUCUCCCUCUCAAUGUCAAUGAUAACUAUCUCUUUCCGGAGAUGGAAACGCUCCCGUUGGAGUUGGAGACCUGGACUCAGGCGUCUUUUGCUAUAGUUUCUAUUGAAACAACCACCCUCUUACAGAGAAUGCUUGGCCCGACGGCGGUGGGACGGCAUGAUGACCUGACGGGUGAUCUUAUAGAGAAGAGGAAGGUCAUGAGAGAACACAACGCUUGGUUGGGCAGGAAAUUCUUUUCUGGAAAAUCGCCUUCCAGGGUACAAACUGCUGCAGCGGCGCAUCACCGCACGGCGUACAUCAAGAUGGAGUUUAUGCUGCAGGCACGAGAGCAUCUCACCUUCCCCGAUGGUCAUAAGCACUGCUCGACUCCUUUCCCUGCCAAGGGACUCUGUGAAAUGGCUUUCCGAACGGCCUGUCGCGCGGUUGAGAGUAGUUACACUCUUCUCAGCGGUACGUCGUCUGCUAGAUUUGCCUGGCUUUUUCAGUCGUAUCCACAAUGGUAUGCUCUUGCGUACGUUUUGCGCUUCCUCUGUGCUGUGCCACUAUCACCAGAGACUGAAGAUGCCUGGGUUCUGGUAAAUAAGACCUUCGACGCGUUGUCAUACUCUCAAGAUCUAUCUGCGAUGGAUGCUGGACGGGGGAGUAUUUGGAGAUGCCUGGCUCGCAUUCGACAUCAAGUUGCGAUUGCACGAGGCGAGGUCCGUCGAACUAUAGCAGGUCAGAGGGGCGAUGCUGGUGAGCCAUGUGUAAAUCAUGCCGAGUCAGGCGCUGGCAAUCUGAGUGACCAGGCUGUUUCUGGGGUUGAAUGGCCUAGUCCGAAGAUGCCUUCGUUGGAUCCGAAUUGGAAUGUGGAGAUGGAUAUGUUUGGCGACGCGUUGAUGCCGGACAUGCUUUGCUUGCCUGAAUGGAGUGAUAUUGUGAAUGGAAGGCUCGGCCUGUAG